This is a messenger RNA of Oldenlandia corymbosa var. corymbosa, 1434 nucleotides long. NCBI's taxonomy places the organism in Eukaryota, Viridiplantae, Streptophyta, Magnoliopsida, Gentianales, Rubiaceae. The record is from the annotation of a GenBank genome assembly.
AUGGGAGACGGUGGCAGAGCGGGCAAUUCGUCGAAUUCAAGCGGCGGAAGCGGUGGUAAUAAUCGACCGGAGUGGCUUCAACAGUAUGAUUUGAUUGGGAAAAUUGGGGAAGGAACAUACGGACUGGUGUUCCUAGCGAAGAUUAAGUCUAAUCGUAGUAAAUCCAUUGCUAUCAAGAAAUUCAAGCAGUCCAAGGAUGGCGACGGCGUCUCCCCUACUGCCAUUCGAGAAAUUAUGUUGCUUCGGGAGAUCAACCAUGAGAACGUGGUAAAGCUUGUGAAUGUGCACAUUAAUCCUGCGGAUAUGUCACUCUAUCUAGCCUUUGAUUACGCAGAGCAUGAUCUUUAUGAAAUCAUUAGACAUCAUAGAGACAAGGUUAACCAGUCAAUCAAUCAGUAUACUGUGAAGUCAUUGUUAUGGCAGCUGCUUAAUGGUCUCAAUUAUCUUCACAGUAAUUGGAUUGUGCACCGAGAUCUUAAGCCAUCAAAUAUUCUGGUAAUGGGGGAAGGAGAAGAGCACGGAGUUGUAAAAAUUGGUGAUUUUGGACUGGCUAGGAUUUACCAAAGCCCGCUAAAGAUACUAGCAGAUAAUGGUGUUGUGGUAACUAUCUGGUAUCGUGCACCUGAAUUGCUUCUUGGGGCUAAACACUACACUACUGCUGUUGAUAUGUGGGCUGUUGGCUGCAUAUUUGCUGAGCUACUGACCCUGAAGCCUCUUUUUCAAGGACAAGAAGUGAAAGGUGUCCAAAACCCAUUUCAACUUGAUCAGCUUGACAAGAUAUUUAAGGUCCUAGGUCAUCCUACACAAGAAAAGUGGCCGACACUUGUUAAUCUUCCUCAUUGGCAGUCAGACAUGCAACAGAUUCAAGGGCGUAAAUAUGACAAUGCUGGGCUCUACAACGUGGUUCAUCUUUCUCCCAAAAAUCCUGCUUAUGAUCUUCUUUCAAAGAUGCUCGAAUAUGAUCCUCGAAAACGGAUUACUGCAGCACAAGCUCUUGAGCAUGAGUACUUCAGGUUGGAACCACUGCCUGGUCGCAAUGCGCUGGUGCCUCCACAACCUGGUGAGAAAGUUGUGAACUAUCCUAUUCGACCUGUGGACACAACAACCGAUUUCGAAGGAACUAUUAGUCUUCAACCUUCUCAGCCUGUCUCAUCAGGAAAUGCACAAUCCGGAGGCAUGCCUGGUCCUCAUGUGAUGCCAACAAGAUCUGUACCACGUCCUAUGCCUAUGGGCAUGCAACGGAUGCAACCCCCCGGAAUGUCUGCUUAUAAUCUUACUUCCCAGGCUGGAAUGGGUGGUGGGAUGAAUCCUGGUAGCAUGCCUGUGCAGCGUGGUGUUGCUAACCAGGCUCACCAGCAACAGCAGAUGAGGAGAAAAGACCAAUCUACAGGAAUGACAGGAUAUCCUCCACAGCAGAAAUCAAGACGCUUUUGA